This is a messenger RNA of Trichoderma breve, 1548 nucleotides long. RefSeq lists its product as uncharacterized. Lineage: Eukaryota; Fungi; Ascomycota; Sordariomycetes; Hypocreales; Hypocreaceae. The transcript has 5 exons. The record is from RefSeq and is a predicted model, not a curated record. Bases 1 to 1548 code for a protein of 515 amino acids.
AUGGGUUCUCAGCCUCCUGUCCACAAGCGACUCAUCGUCUGUUGCGAUGGGACGUGGAUGAAUAGCGACAACGGCUACGUAGAGCCGACUCUGGAACACCCUCAGGGAACACUUCAAGUACCUUCGAAUGUGACGCGAAUUAGCCGAUGCUUCAAGCGGCGGUGCAACGAUGGCACCCUGCAAGUCAUGUCAUAUGAAUCCGGAGUGGGAACUGGUAGUAAUGCCAUUGACACCCUCACCGGCGGCGCAUUCGGCCUGGGUCUCUCAGAACGAGUCCGCGAUGCGUACUCAUAUCUAUCCUCCAACCAUAUGGACGGCGAUGAAAUAUUUCUCGUCGGAUUUUCUCGAGGGGCCUUUACAGCUCGAUCAGUCGCAGGAAUGAUUGGCAACCUAGGCCUUCUCACCAGAGAGGGCUUGGAGUACUUCUAUCCCAUCUUCAAGGACAUGGAAAACUGGAACAACGACGAUUAUGACGACGAGUUUCCAGGGCAGCCGUUUCCCAACAAACCCAAAGGACCAAACGCAGCCGCCGUGUACCGAAAGAGGCUCGAGGAGCUGGGGUAUACCCGCGUUUACCAGGAGAAUGGCGAGUUGAUCAAAAUCAAGGCCGUCUGCGUUUGGGACACUGUUGGUAGUCUGGGUAUCCCCAAGGAAGCUAACCUCCACAGCACAUAUAAAUGGCAUGAUACAUCGCUGUCGGAUCGCAUAGAACAUGCCUUUCAGGCACUUGCUCUGGAUGAAACCCGUGCUCCAUUUUCCCCAGCUGUCUGGGAACGUCUUCCAGAGAAUAGGUUGACGACCGAUCUUAGACAGGUCUGGUUCCCAGGAAACCACGGAAACUGUGGUGGAGGUUGGCCCGAUCAGGAGGCUUCUGACUCUUCACUUGCCUGGAUGAUGGACCAGAUGGCAUCUGUCGGAGUCGAGUUCGAUUUAUCAUGUCUCGAGAGGGUCGCACAAAAGACCAUCGGCUACUACAAAAGCCUCAAUCAGCCUGUGCGGCCGUGGGCACUCGGGUCCAUCAAUAAGGCUGGCAGCUUCAUAUACAAACUCUCGGGAUUCGAAGACAGGACGCCUGGUUUAUAUAAGCGAACCGACCCGAAGACAGAACGUGACACCAAUAUCUUCUUGCAAGACACCAAUGAACGUAUCCACAGCUCUGCCAGAGUACGCCUUGCUUGCAAGGGUCUUGGCUUGGACGAUAAGGGAGUCUGGGGCUGUCCAUCCCUAUCCAGCUGGCAGCUGAAGCAUACGGAUGCAACUUUUGAAGACCCGAUCCCUCACAAUCCCAGCUGGUGGCAAGGUCCGCCCGAUGAAUCUGGGGUGGAUAAACAACAGGCUGGAAGAUGGAUUUGGGAGUUCGCGGGGCCAAAGGGUUCUGCGCCUACGGACCCCAAGCAGAGGAUCAUGGUGGAGGAGCCAUUGGGACCUUAUGAGCGAUAUCUGCUUCAACUCUCGGAGGGAACGCCAAACGUCUAUCUGUUUGCCGAGACUCAGGAUAUUGACUGGCAGGGAAAGAAGAUUCCCGCCUUGAGAAGUGGCAAGGAGUAA